AGAUAAGAUGUUUUCUGAAGGUAGUUUUGAAGGUGAUGAAUGUGUCUGCAGUUCUAGAGUUCUCAGGUAGGGUAUUCCAGAUUUUUGGGCCUUUGACAUACAUUGAAUUUUUGUAAAGGUUUAGUCGGACACGGGGAAUGUCAUAGAGAUGUUUGUGUCUGGUGUUGUGCCUGUGGGUUCUGUCACAACUAUCAAGAAAGCGUUUUAGGUCAAGGUUAAUAUUGGAAUUUAAGGUCCUGUAGAUGUAGAUUGCACAGUAGUAAGUGUGGAUGUACUGAACAGGGAGUAAGUUUAGAUCUAUGAAGAGUGGGGGGGUGUGUUGCCAGGGAUGGGAUUUAGUGAUUAUUCUUACUGCGGCUUUUUGUUAGGUGUGUUGCUGCAGUUGAACCCCAAGCACAGAUAGCAUAGGUGAGGUAUGGAUAUAGAAGUGAAUGGUAUAGUGUGAGAAGAGCAGUUUGCGGCAUGUAGUAUCAUAUCUUGGAGAGGAUCCCAACCGUUUUGGAUACUUUUUUGGUUAUGUGUUAGAUAUGGGUGCUGAAGUUCAGGUUGUUGUCGAGGUAUAGGCCUAGGAAUUUGCCCUCAUUAUGCCUGGCAAUUAGUGUGUUGUCGAUCUUUAUGUUAAUUUGCGCAUCUCCUGCUCUGUUACCAAACAUAAUGUAUAGUAGGUUUUGUCAGUGUUAAGCGUAAGUUUAUUGGCUGUCAUCCAAGUCGAUAUUUUGAUCAGCUCCUCAUUAACAAUGAUGUUGAGGGUGGCAAGAUUAGGGUGAGAGAUGACAUAAGUUGUGUCGUCAGCAAAGAGAAUGGGGUUCAGGUAUUGAGAUACGUUUGGAGGAGGUCAUCAAUAAAGGUAAGUGUCACGUAACUGUGCAUGUCUUCUUCAGUUUGUGUGUAUUAAAAUUAAUAUUUCAUGUGGUAAAAAUUUUUUUUUGUUCAUACUUUGGGGAGUCAAGAAUGGAUUAAUUUGAUUUCCAUUAUUUCUUAUGGGGAAAAUAAAUUCAGCUAACGAUAAUUUCGCCUAACGUUGAGCUCUCAGGAAUGGAUUAAUAGUGUUAGGCAAGGGUCCACUGUAUAUACGUUCUUACCGCUAGUGCCCCAAAUGUAUAUAUACGUUUUAUUUUUCCUGCCUUCAAAUUUGGCAUAAUUGGUCUGAAAUGCCUUGUCAACAUAGAAUGGGUCUUAACACUCAGUGUGCACUGUAUUAAAAAGUCUGGGACCACUUAGUACCUUGUGAGAGCACCAGUUCAAAUAAGCGCCAGCUAGAGCAAACAGCGCGGCAAACACCUGGGAUUCAUUGAUUUCAUGUAGUAUUAACUCUUCCCAUUUUAAGAAGAAAGUGAUUUUGACCCUGAGUUUGGUGGCUUUGAGGUGGAUGUGGCCAUAAGUGGUCGAGGAAAUAUCAAAAAACCUUGAUAAUAACCCAUGUGCAAUAUUUGUGGAACACCCUUUCAGAAUGUCUUAUAACCUAUGCCCUAAGUAAAGAGAAACAAAUCUGGAACGUAAUACUUGUCCAGCAGGCUAGCUGGCUGGCUGACUGGCCAGCUGCAUGGCUGGCCAGCUGCUGGUGGCCUGGCUCGCUCUCUGUUUGUAUCUGUCUAUUUCUGUCUAUCUCUGUCUUUGUCUCUGUCUCUGUAUGUCACUUUCUAUCUGUCUCUGUCUAUCUCUGUCUCACAGGUACACAUAAACACAAGUAUACAUAGUGUAAAUUACCUAAGAUAACCCCAAAAAUCCAGACAAAGUGCUAUACUCAGCUUGAAGAUAUGAGUAAACGUGAUGACGUAGUCUUGUGGUUCUCUCUGAGACAGAGAGCUAAAUGGAUAGACAGAUAGACAGGGAGCUUGACAGACAGACGGACAGACAUGUUUGUGUACCAGUGAAAACAAAGCGAGUGCCGAUGCUUAUCAAAUGUCACCUCUAAUCUUAUCAAGUCUUAUCACAACACCCUUGCGUAUGCUCAUCAAAUGUCACGUCUUUGGUUAUUUCAUCUUAGCACAUCACUGUCGGGGUAGACUGAGGCUCGUUUUACAUGCUUCAAGGGAAGAAGAGGAAAGAAAACAACAACAGCCGCAGCCGCCACCGCCACAAGAUAUAGCUAAUGUUUUAACACUGGAACUGGAGUCCUGCAGCAAAUGUGAAACACAAACAUGUUUUAUGGAUCAAAGGCUCGAAGAAAAAGGGAUUACAUCAUGCCAGAGUUAUAUGAUGACAGUGACACUAAUGAGGAAGUGGAUUCUGUGGAUGAAUUUGAGCCACAACCAGAUGCUUCAGAUUCAAGUGAAGAUGAAUAUGAAGAUUUGUCUGCGAGAAGUCAGCGAGUUACUGGAAAAUGAAGAAAUAUACAAAAACAAGUAUUUGAAGAUGAUGAGGUUGAUAAAAGAAUUGUCAACAACAAAAGGUGGAUGGUGACUGUCCUUCAGUCAUAAAGAAUUAUAAUGCCCAUAAGGCAGGCAGAGAUAAGAAUGAUAUGUCGGUGCAUCUCUACAAGUCUCCACUCAAAGCAAAAUGCUAGUACAUGAGGCUUUUUGGAUAUGUCCUUGAUCUUGUUGUGUCAAUGGCUGGUUGUUGUACAGGCAUGACUAUGGUGCUUUGAAAGAGAAAUUCAUGAACCUCAAGGAAUUCAGGUUUUCUGUCUCCCAUUCUGUAAGAAGACCAACCAACUUCACUUGAAGAAAUUUUCAGUUGGCCUGGAAAAAGAGCUCAUGAUGAUAUAAGAUAUGAUCAAACAGUACCUCACUGGCCAGUUCCUACAAAGAGGCUUUCAUGUAAACAUUGCAACACCAACACCAAGAAAAUCUACUCUUCCUUUCUCGUUCCAUAUACAAGGUUAAGCUAUGUCUAGGUGCAACCAGGAAUUGUUUCAUGGAUUUCCAUAUUGAACAAGAUGCUUAGAUACCUCUGAUAAAAAUGUUUGUCACAAUAAAUACAGAAAGGAUACUCAUUUGGUGCCAUAUCGAUAUUUUUGUAACAUUUGUUCAUUUUUUUGCAUAAUGUCAAGUACUACAAAUGUGUUAAAAUUAUUGAAAUCAA
Molecule: messenger RNA, 3024 nt
Organism: Cherax quadricarinatus
Lineage: Eukaryota; Metazoa; Arthropoda; Malacostraca; Decapoda; Parastacidae
Source: RefSeq, a predicted model, not a curated record